UGUUGGGCAGAAGCACGUGUCGUUUCAGGCGUCUGGUCAGAACAAAAAUGUGCACUUCAUCAUCAUAUCCCGUCUUCUUCUCCAACUCAAUCUGUUCCAACAAUGGUGAAAUUCGUAACAAAAUUAAGCAUAAUAAUAAAUGCAUAGCCCCCAACUUCCGAACCAUUUCGUUGCCAUUUCAAGCAUUUGGCUUGUGCAGGUCGAUUCCUCGUCACUCUUCCAAGAAAUCCAGAUCGGCUCCGGCAUUUUCCAUGGCCGCGACGGCUAGUGCCGGCGAAGUUCUUCCCCCUGCUCUUGGUUCCGCCUCCGAGCCCCCGCCUCUUUUCGAUGGAACCACAAGGCUGUAUACCUCUUACAUCUGUCCAUAUGCUCAGCGUCCCUGGAUUGCAAGGAAUUACAAGGGUCUGCAGGAGAAGAUCAAGUUAGUUCCUAUUGAUCUCAGAGACAAGCCUGCUUGGUAUAAAGAGAAAGUCUACCCAUCAGAUAAGGUGCCAUCACUGGAGCACAAUAAUGAAGUCCGAGGAGAGAGUCUUGAUUUGAUAAAAUACAUUGAUAGCCAUUUUGAAGGGCCAGCACUUUGCCCUGAUGAUCCCGCCAAGAGAGACUUUGCUGAGGAACUGCUCUCCUAUACAGACACCUUUACUCAAGCAGCAAUCAAAUCUGUGAAAGGAGAUUCUGAAACUGAAAUCAGUACUGCUCUUGAUUACCUGGAAACAACACUCUCCAAAUUCAAAGAUGGACACUUCUUCCUUGGUCAGUUCAGUCUAGUUGACAUAGCAUAUGCUCCAUUCAUUGAAAGAUUCCAGCCCUUAUUAUUGGAUGUAAAGAAAUACGAUAUCACUAAAGGAAGACCUUUGCUGACAUCAUGGAUUCAGGAAAUGAACAAGAUUGAGGCCUAUACUCAAACCAAACGGGAUCCUGAAGAACUUGUUGCCGUCAUGAAGAGACUUCUAUCGUUAAACUGAAGAUCUAGCUUGACCACUGCUGGAGAUCAGUUGCUUCGCUGCAGUUAGAAUCACACUACCGGAACAAAUUGUAGCAUGAAUAUCCAUCAAAAUAAAUGUUUAGCUGCAGAAGACAUUAUGAGAGGCUGUAUGAGCUGAUGGUGAUUAAUCCACAUGUUACUUAAAAUAUUCUCCUAAUUCUGUGGCAGACUCAAUUUCAGGGUGUUUAGUUUGAUGUCUAGCGAAAGCCAAACAGUAGCAUUCAGUCUAGUUGACUGAGUUAAUUCAUUAUGGCAUUUGGGACAUGAACUGUUUUAGGAGGUGGAGAAAUUGGUUCCUGCAGAGCUGGCUGUGGAAGAAGUGAUUGAACAGAUCACGUGCCAGUUUUUCAACUCCCCA
Molecule: messenger RNA, 1343 nt
Organism: Diospyros lotus (date-plum)
Lineage: Eukaryota; Viridiplantae; Streptophyta; Magnoliopsida; Ericales; Ebenaceae
Product: protein IN2-1 homolog B-like
Exons: 10
Coding region: 48-965 (305 amino acids)
Molecular function (GO): glutathione transferase activity
Source: RefSeq, a predicted model, not a curated record